Messenger RNA from Hippopotamus amphibius kiboko, 3639 nucleotides. It is a transcript of the gene SLC6A17, whose product is annotated as solute carrier family 6 member 17. The record is from RefSeq and is a predicted model, not a curated record. Gene Ontology annotation, biological process: sodium ion transmembrane transport; alanine transport; L-leucine transport. Gene Ontology annotation, cellular component: synaptic vesicle; plasma membrane. The coding region runs from base 397 to 2580 and encodes 727 amino acids. The transcript has 12 exons. NCBI's taxonomy places the organism in Eukaryota, Metazoa, Chordata, Mammalia, Artiodactyla, Hippopotamidae.
CCCGGCGCCUGCAUCCUCACGCGCUCCCUCCGCCGCGGGACCUGGAUUCGAGGACCCCUCCCCCGAGGCCCGAGUACACCGCGGGCGGCAGCCGGGCCGGGGCCGGCGGCGAGGGAGGGAGAGAGGAGCGAGCGGAGUCGCGUGCGCCGGCGUGCGGCUCCGGGUGCCCUCCCAGCCCCGGCCGGGGCCCGUCGCCGCCACACUCGGACUGUUCGUGGGAGGGGCUGUGCGCCCGCAAUCCGUCGGGGACCGCAGCUGCUCGGUAGGAGUGCAGGGGCCGAGACCGCGGGACGGCCCACGCGGGACAGAGGUCCCUGGAUGAGAAGCAGCUGACAGCAGCUGAGUCCUACCUUCUCUGCGUGCUGGGGAGCAGGGCUGCAUCGCCCAGGUGGCCCAAUGCCGAAGAACAGCAAGGUGACCCAGCGCGAGCACAGCAGUGAGCAUGUCACGGAGUCGGUGGCCGACCUGCUGGCCCUCGAGGAGCCCGUGGACUAUAAGCAGAGUGUCCUGAACGUGGCUGGCGAGGCAGGCAGCAAGCAGAAGGUGGUGGAGGAGGAGCUGGACGCGGAGGACAGGCCAGCCUGGAACAGCAAGCUGCAGUACAUCCUGGCCCAGAUUGGCUUCUCCGUGGGCCUUGGCAACAUCUGGAGGUUCCCCUACCUGUGCCAGAAAAAUGGAGGAGGUGCCUACCUGGUGCCCUACCUGGUGCUGCUGAUCAUCAUUGGGAUCCCGCUCUUCUUCCUGGAGCUGGCUGUGGGCCAGAGGAUCCGCCGCGGCAGCAUCGGCGUGUGGCACUACGUGUGCCCCCGCCUGGGCGGCAUCGGCUUCUCCAGCUGCAUAGUCUGCCUCUUUGUCGGGCUGUACUAUAAUGUGAUCAUCGGGUGGAGCAUCUUCUACUUCUUCAAGUCUUUCCAGUACCCACUGCCCUGGAGUGAGUGCCCUGUCACCAGGAAUGGGACCGUGGCAGUGGUAGAGGCAGAGUGUGAGAAGAGCUCGGCUACUACCUACUUCUGGUACCGAGAGGCCCUGGACAUCUCCAACUCCAUCUCAGAGAGUGGGGGUCUCAACUGGAAGAUGACCCUGUGCCUUCUCGUGGCCUGGAGCAUCGUGGGCAUGGCCGUCGUCAAGGGCAUCCAGUCCUCAGGGAAGGUGAUGUAUUUCAGCUCCCUCUUCCCCUACGUGGUGCUGGCCUGCUUCCUGGUCCGGGGGCUGCUGCUGCGGGGGGCUGUCGAUGGCAUCCUACACAUGUUCACUCCCAAGCUGGACAAGAUGCUGGACCCCCAGGUGUGGCGGGAGGCAGCCACACAGGUCUUCUUCGCCCUGGGGCUGGGCUUCGGGGGUGUCAUUGCCUUCUCCAGCUACAACAAGCAGGACAACAACUGCCACUUUGACGCCGCCCUGGUGUCCUUCAUCAACUUCUUUACCUCGGUGCUGGCCACGCUCGUGGUGUUCGCUGUGCUGGGCUUCAAGGCCAACAUCAUGAACGAGAAGUGUGUGGUCGAGAAUGCUGAGAAGAUCCUAGGGUAUCUUAACUCCGACGUCCUGAGCCGAGCCCUCAUCCCUCCCCAUGUCAACUUCUCCCACCUGACCACCAAGGACUAUGCAGAGAUGUACAAGGUCAUCAAGACGGUGAAGGAGGACCAUUUCUCAGCCCUGGGCCUCGAUCCCUGCCUUCUGGAGGAUGAACUGGACAAGUCCGUGCAGGGCACAGGCCUGGCCUUCAUUGCCUUCACCGAGGCCAUGACGCACUUCCCUGCCUCCCCGUUCUGGUCCGUCAUGUUCUUCCUGAUGCUCAUCAACCUGGGCCUGGGCAGUAUGAUCGGGACCAUGGCGGGCAUCACCACGCCCAUCAUCGACACCUUCAAGGUGCCCAAGGAGGUGUUCACAGUGGGCUGCUGUGUCUUUGCAUUCUUCGUGGGGCUGUUGUUCGUCCAGCGCUCCGGAAACUACUUUGUCACCAUGUUUGAUGACUACUCAGCCACCCUGCCGCUCACUCUCAUCGUCAUCCUUGAGAACGUCGCUGUGGCCUGGAUCUAUGGAACCAAGAAGUUCAUGCAGGAGCUGACGGAGAUGCUGGGCUUCCGGCCCUACCGCUUCUAUUACUACAUGUGGAAGUUCGUGUCUCCACUGUGCAUGGCGGUGCUCACCACGGCCAGCAUUAUCCAGCUGGGGGUCACACCCCCAGGCUACAGUGCCUGGAUCAAGGAGGAGGCUGCCGAGCGCUACCUGUAUUUCCCUACCUGGGCCAUGGCUCUCCUGAUCACGCUCAUCGCCGUGGCCGUCCUGCCCAUCCCUGUGGUGUUCGUCCUGCGGCACUUCCACCUGCUCUCUGACGGCUCCAACACCCUCUCCGUGUCCUACAAGAAGGGCCGCAUGAUGAAGGACAUCUCCAACCUGGAGGAGAAUGACGAGACCCGCUUCAUCCUCAGCAAGGUGCCCAGCGAGGCGCCCUCUCCCAUGCCUACCCACCGCUCCUACCUGGGACCAGGCAGCACGUCACCCCUGGAGACCAGCGGCAACCCCAACGGACGCUAUGGGAGCGGCUACCUCCUGGCCAGCACCCCUGAGUCGGAGCUGUGACCACGGCCCUGCCCUGCCUGCCUCGCUCCCCACACCCAACCAGCCCGCGUGUCCUGGCCUGGCCUCUCCUUCCAGGCCAGGCCCUCCACACCCAAGGGGAGGGGGUCAGCCCUGCCUCAUCCCUCACCCCAAUCCCAGUCGAUUUCUGCUCCCUAGAUCUGAGCGGGGACUUGGAGAAGCUCUGUCCCCCAACCUAGGCCCCCAACGCAGCUAACCUUCUGAGGUCCUCUUACCAGACUACAGCUGAGUACCUGGGACCACCUAGAAGUCCUGAUUCCCAGAACAAGGGAGACUCCAAGUGGCCCCUCUAGGCGUCACUCUACCCUCCCUCUCUCCCUGGCACCUGGCACCUGCAGUUCUUAGGUCUCAGGAUCCCUUAGGUCUGUGCUGCCAGGUAGUGGUGGAGGUGAGAGGCGCAGGGAUGGGUUGGGUGGGGUGUCCCUUCCCAGAGGUGCCCAAUUUAAGGUUGAGGGUGGGACAGAUGUACCAGAACUCAGGGCUCAGACUUUGGGAUGCAGUCUGCAGAAUCCCCAAGUUCUGUUUGAUGAGGCAGUUGGUGACCUCUGGUUUGAGCACAAGCCUUGGCAGCAGGGGUGGUGGGAUGAGGGGGCUCAAGGUGGACCCUCCAAUGUUCUUGGCCCUGCCUGGGGUGGGUGGGGUGUGCUCCCGCAUCCUGCCUGGAGGGCGAUGACUGGUCCCGAACCCUUCCCACCUCUGUUAGGGCUUAGCCUGGCCUCUCCCCCACCCCUACCCUGGAGCCCAGGGUGGUGGCCUCUGCCUCUGUCCUGGAGAGAGGAGGGGUUCCCAGAGCACACCCGAUGGGGUUCACAGCACAGUUCGGGUGGUUUGGAGCACAGUUCUGAAGCACACGCCCUCCCCUCUCGCCCGGGGCCAGACUUUCUUGCUAGCCGCAACUUCUCCCCUGGAACAGGGUCCCUGGAAUUCAGGGGCUCACACCCGGGGAAAGAGAUAACUUCACGGCCCCUUUGGGCCACCGCCACUCUCCUUGUACAAGCACAGCCACCUGGUGUGCAUGUCAUGUGUGGACACCUCGGAAAC